This is a messenger RNA of Xiphias gladius (swordfish), 4955 nucleotides long. Its product is annotated as AT-rich interactive domain-containing protein 3B-like. Gene Ontology annotation, cellular component: nucleus. Gene Ontology annotation, molecular function: DNA binding. Bases 357 to 2180 code for a protein of 607 amino acids. NCBI's taxonomy places the organism in Eukaryota, Metazoa, Chordata, Actinopteri, Istiophoriformes, Xiphiidae. The record is from RefSeq and is a predicted model, not a curated record. Gene Ontology annotation, biological process: regulation of transcription by RNA polymerase II. The transcript is spliced from 9 exons.
CGCCAUGCGGGGGGUGUCAAUUGAAGGGGAGGAAAAAAAAAAACGACUGAAGGGAGUUACCUCAGCGCUUUCCGAGAUAUGAGACCGGGCCAUUUUCCAGUCGGUCCCCGUUUCUAUUAAAGAAGAAAAUCAAGAAAAUCACUGGGGAAAGAAAGAGAGAAACACAGCCACAUUUGGAGAGGCCACCCGGAAGACGGCAUAUAGCGGCUUUCUGCUCGCGGAUCAGUCGGGAUCUGCGGUGCAUGCACAGCAUUUCCCCUCCUCGUGCGCGCGCGCGUGAGUGUCUGUUUACAAGUGUUUGAACGUGUGUCAGAAACGAGGGAAGAAGGAGGAUAAAGCCAAGGAAGGAAGGAGGGAUGGUGGACAACUCAAGCAGCAGUAAGGCACAAAUGCCAAGCAUGUCUCAGGAGCCUGGUGUGGCCUUUCCUCAGAGCACCUCUACAGGGGGGAUGAAGCUGGAGGCAGUGAUGGAACAGCUCCAGCGCCAACAGCAGGCCCGACUGGAAAUGGAGCGCAAGGAGAGGAAGCUGCGAGAGGCCCACAUCAUGUAUGCUCAGCAGGUUGCAGCCCAGCAGGCUAUCCUGGCAGCUGCCAGGGCCUCUGGGGCCAGCUUCAUGGGCAAAAGCCUGGCUGGAGGUGUCCCUGGUGGUGGUUUGCCUCCCCGGGUUUCCAAUCAGAGCAGUGUGGACUCGGAAAGAGAGGAUGACGAGGACAGAGGCCGGGAUUCUGGGGAUGAGGAUGACGACAAUGAGAUGAUGGAGGGAGAUGAGGGGAGUGAUGAGGAUGAGGGAAGGGCCAGUGGUCUGGAGUUUCUCCGCAAGCAGACCCUUGCUUUGCAGCAGAACGCCUCCCGCAUCCCGGCCCGUCCAUUUGGCAGUUACUCCGCUUCGGCCCCCCAGAGGGCUGCAUCACCACCUAUCAGAGUGAAGCAGGAACCUGACGAGGGCUUGUCUCCUGCGGGGCCUCACUCUGCAACCUCUCCUAACGGACAGGCGGACUGGGGCUUUGAAGAUCACUUCAGACAGAACGGGAAUGCAGGCUGGGCGGAUGAGGCUGACAGUAGCAGAGGGAGAGGAGAGGCCUCCAGAGACUUUGCUAAGUUGUAUGAGCUGGACAGUGACCCCAAAAGGAAGGAGUUUUUGGAUGACCUCUUCACCUUCAUGCAGAAAAGAGGAACCCCUGUCAAUCGCAUUCCCAUCAUGGCCAAGCAGGUCCUGGAUCUGUACAUGUUGUACAAGCUGGUGACAGAAAAGGGAGGCCUGGUGGAGGUCAUCAACAAGAAGAUCUGGAGAGAAAUCACAAAGGGACUUAACCUGCCCACCUCUAUCACCAGUGCAGCGUUCACACUGCGCACACAGUACAUGAAAUACCUGUACCCCUAUGAGUGUGAGAGGAAAGGCCUCAGCUCCCCGGGUGAGCUCCAGGCUGCCAUCGACAGUAACCGACGCGAGGGUCGUCGUCCGAGCUACAGCAGCAGCCUCUUCCGCUUCUCUCCUUCUCCCAGCACAGCCCCCCAUAUCCUCUCACCUCCCAAGAUGCACCUUUCAGCUCUGGGGGCCGGGACCUCAGGGGCCCUCAAUGGCCUUCAGGCCUCACCAGGACCCUCUCUGAAGAAAGAUGACCUGACCCCUUCCAUCAUGGCAGCAAGGCCCUCCAUGGCACUGACCCUGGGUCAGCAGCAGGUUGCUGGUUUGGCAAGAGCCGCCACACUGGAGCAGCUGAGAGAAAAGCUGGAGACUGGCGGGGGAGGAGAGGGGCCUGAGAGGAAGAUGGCCCGCCUGGCAGAAGAGCAGCAGCGCCUGAUGCAGCAGGCUUUCCAGCACAACCUGCUGGCUAUGGCUUCCCACAUGCCUAUGAACCUGCGCCUGGGGGCCCCCGCCAUCACCACCAGAGAUGAGAAGCAGCAGGACAUGUCUCUGAGCAUCUCAACUAAUGGAAAUGCCAGCAUCACUGUCUCAGUGGAGGUUAAUGGCACAAUCUACUCAGGAACCCUGUUUGCCCACAAAUCUGGUGGAGCCCCAGGGCCUGCUGUGUCGGCGGCUGCUGCUUCAGCUUCCCCCGCUGGAACCAGCACUAGCUUUGGCUUCUCUGCACCCCCGGCUCAGACCCUCAGCCCCACGUCAUCCUCCUCCUCCAAGGGUCCUGGCUCGGCUGAGCCGGCCCCCAGCGGGUCACCCUAACUCGAGCUGCCCUUUGUACCUGUUCCCCAGGCCUCUCUUCCACCGGGAGACCCCGCAUGAAUAUACAGUACAAUGAGAAACCGAUAAGAAUAACAAACUGUUGCACAACAAAUACCUCAUCAACCCUGUCAACCUCUUGGCUGUCCGAUCAUGAACACAGAACCCGAGAAUAUUAUAUGACAUCACGUGCCCAAAUGCACAGCUAUGCAUUUUAUUCAACAUACAAACACACAUGCACACACUACAUUACAAACACAAUCAUAUGUACACAAACACACAACCUACACACACUUGUUAAUUCUAAUGUACAUGCUAAACACAAUCAGCUCAGCCAAAACCCACUGACAGGUGUAGUCACAACUGAACUUGAAAAGUUUUAUCUUAGAACAUUUUGUUUGUUUGUUGCCAUUUUGUUGUCUUUUUGAUUUUGUGUUUUAGAAUGAUUUUGUUUUUAGUUUUUUCUCUUUUUACAUACCUCAAAUCAAGUAACCUGCAGUGGUGUCUUUACCUCAGGAGCUGUAGUAUAUUUAACCUGAAUCAAUUUUAUUUUUGUAUUCUUUUUGACCUAGUUGCAAUCAGGGGAAGUCGGGUAACUCAUCAGUGGAACCUUGUGUACAGAGCACCCCCCUCACAGUGACAGGCCUCCAACCCAGGCUGCUCAGGUUUCUUCUACAUGCUGUAGCCCCUUGCUGAACUCAAACUGGUGAAUGAUGAGAUGCUGUGGAUCAGCACAAUAAAUACCUCAUUUCAUAACUCAGCCCUCAGUUCAGAUUACUUGAAGCCCAUUAUAGAAAGGCUGGAAAUACAAACCCAAAAUUCAACCUCUCGCGGGUCCGCACAAGCUGUCUAAACAAAUAGCGCACAAAGCUGGGGCAGCAGCAACUCUUAUCUACCUACAACAAGCCUAGCAGACCUUGAGCUCAUUUCUCCACUUGGCUCCUAUCUAUGUUACAGAACGACAGUACUGAGGCAUUCUUCAUUCUGCUAGAGAAACAGGUUUGAGUUUCUUUUCCCUCUUUUUGUUUGUGCAUUCUUCCUCCAGCUGCGGCCACAGAGCUGAAUGUCAGUCUGACGUCGUCAUCGUCGACGACGCAUAGAACUCAAACCCCAUACCGGCCUCUCUGCUCUGGGGGGGCGUCUCUCUCAGGAAGCAAUGUGACAGCUGCAAGGAAUCACUGUUAAUUUAAAGGAGAAAAAAAAAAAAGAAAUCAUACCUGAAGAAUGCACGAGUCUACAUGACUGUUUCAAGAAUACCUCAUCAGACUCUCUCAAAAAGAGAGUCACAUUACAUACCUCAUACGGCUGCAAAGCCAUCAAGACUUGACACCCCAACCCAUGAUGGAAAUCGUACCUGAACCAGAACUGACAUAAACGUACAGACACACUGCUGGUGGUUUUGGGGACAAACAGAACUGGGAUGGGCCUGCUAUCUCUCUCCUCUUGUAUUUACUUGUAGGACUUGUUUUAUGCUUGCUUCUGUUUUGUUUUGUUUUUUCUUUUCUUAUUUGUUCCUCAUGUUGUUGUCUGAGAAGAGUGAUAUAUCUGCUUCUUUUUCAGGGAAGAGGAACAGACUAGUUAGUUCCUCACUGAAACGUGUAGAUUUUGUAGGAAUGUUAACAGGUUUCAAGGUCGCAGGGGGUAAAUUUAACUGCAAACUUCUAAAUCGCAGUUAACGUCUUCUUUCACGACAGCGGCAAAAUGAUAUGCAUGUGUACAAUCAUGUGGCCAGUGUUUUAACAUCCUAAUCCUCUGGUUCACAUUAGACUCUGGUUAUUGCACAGCUAGAUACCAAAGACUAGCCCAGUCGCUCCUCGAAAAUGAUCCUUCAUACUAUCCUGCUCACACCUGCAGUGGUGCACAGCAAGGCGGUUCAAGGUCUAUUUUGGACUGGAAUAAUGCUGCAUCUAAUCUCACUUAAUGUGAUUUGGAGUUUUUUUCCUAAAGCAAGUAAAAAUACCUUUAUGGCGACGUGAGGUAAAUUCCUUUGUUUCACAUUUUGUGGCAUGACUGGAUUAUUGGAAAGUUAAAAUGGAAAUAAGUCAAUUUAAAACUGGAUUGAAAGUCUCAAAAUCGAAAUUCGUGACAUUUGCAGAGGGUCAUUUUUGUAGGCUAUUAGCAGAUAUUUAAGUGUCAUUAUCCAGAACAGUAAUCCAGAUGCUGUUGCUUGUCCAAACUGUCUCCUUAAUUUAAUCCCACCCAAUGUGGACGCAGUCCUUCUCAGCCAAUGUGGACAGAGACCCACAAGCCUAAUAAUUAAAAGACCCCGUUCCUGAUAAUCCAAAAACAGAUGGAUUAUCCCUUUAAUUGUAAGGUAUUUUUCUCCCUUUAAAAUAAAUUCUUAGCAUCAGCACAUCGCUAUCUGUUUUGAACGUGAGACAUUUUAACUGUUUAGAAAACCUCUUUAAGCCCAGUGUGAUCUGAGGUGGGCUGCCUUGUUGCUUUUAUUAGACCGUAUUUUAGCCAUCACGUGUCAGGUUUUGCAGACAUUUUGCAGUGCAGAUCACAGCCGAGGGUUUGAGGGGUUUGAGGAUGGUGCUGUUGGUCCUUUUGGUGUACCCUCCAGAACCCUGUGUGACACAUAACUGUAUUUUAUAAAGGUGAGAAUUGUAGAUGCUGCCUUAAAAGUAGUUGCUGGUGAGAUCCAGCCAGUGGAGGUUUCACUACUCUGCUGGCUGGGAAAUUGUCUCUCUUUGAGCUUAAUCCUUUGGAGAGUAAUCACUUUUUUGGGGGGGAAACAAUUCAAUCAGACGUUAGACACCAAUUGUCAAAGGAGAG